AUGUCGCGCGCCGCCGAUUUGACCCCCGUGGUCAUCGGAGUCGGAGACAUCAAGAACAACUCCUUGAAGCCCGAGCAUGCCUAUGAGCCACUCGAGCUUAUGCUGCAAUCCAUUAACGCUGCCAUAGAUGACAGCUCAGCGGCGAGAACAAAGAUACUUUCGGCCAUUGAUAGCAUUGAUGUCAUUGCUAACUGGACCUGGCCAUAUCCUAACGUUGCAGAUCUUUUGGCCGAGAAGCUCGGAGUGAAACUGGUGCACAAGCAUGAAAGUGGGCACGGAGGAAAUGCGCCUGCGAAAUUGUUUGAUGAGGCUGCUAGACGGGUAUCGAAGGGCGAAUCCCGUCUUGCUGUUGUGACUGGUGGUGAAGCGCUUGCAACCUGUUCGUUUGCUCCUUCCCCUCCUAAGAAUUGGACUGAAAUAAGCGACCAUUCUUCUAUAUGGGAACGGUCACAGCGUGAUGAUCUCGGAACACUGCAUUCUAUCGGACUUCCUAUUCAAGUGUAUCCCCUGUACGAAGCAGGACUUCGAGCCCAUCGCAAACAGAGUUAUGCCGAAAAUCAUCAGGAGUCGGCAGAGCUGUAUGCCAACUUUGCUCAGAUUGCGGAGAAGAAUCCCGUCUCGUGGAACUAUGGCAAGCCUGCUGCAACAGUCCAUUCCAUUGCCACAAUAACGAAGAAUAACAGAAUAAUUUGUUCCCCAUAUCCCCUCUUGAUGAACGCCUUCAACAAUGUCAAUCUGGCGGCUACGUGUAUUUUGACUUCAGUGGAAGUUGCGCGUGAUUUGGGAGUUCCAGAAUCUCGCUGGAUCUACCCCCUUGGAGGUGCAGGAACCAGCGACACCAGCAAUUUCUGGGAACGCACCGACUUUCACUCCAGUCCAAGUAUCUCAAACUCGCUCGAUGAAGCUCUUAGAAUAUCUGGUUUGAUUAAAGAGGACAUCGACAUUUAUGACUUCUACUCCUGCUUCCCUAUCGUCCCCAAACUGGCCGCUCUACACCUCAAUCUCCCUAUCACCAGAAGAAACUGCCCCCUGACAGUACUUGGUGGGUUGACCUCCUUUGGCGGCGCAGGAAACAACUAUUCUCUCCAUGCCAUAGCCCAAGUCGUUCGCGAUCUACGCGCUCGCCGCGGUAUACACGGACUCGUUCUCGCCAAUGGUGGCGUUCUGUCCUACCAUCACGCCGUGUGUCUCUCGGUUCGGCCACGCGCAGGUCGAUCUUCGUACCCAUCGCAAGCCCCUCUUCCAGAGUACUCGCGCGAUAUUACCUCACCACCGAUUGCAGUUAAAGCAAAUGGUCGCGCAAUUAUCGAGACGUACACGGUUGAGUUCCAGCGCAACGGUUCUCCUGGACAGGCAUAUGUGAUAGGCCGGUUGGAGAACGGGGAGCGCUUCAUAGCGAAUGCUGCCAAUGCUUCGACCCUGAAACAACUGUCUAGCAACACGGUUGAGCAAAUCGGUUGUACUGGUUGGGUUGAGAACGACGCGAAAUCAUCGAAGAACCUGUUUUCGUUUGAUCAUUCACAUGUCUAG
Messenger RNA from Penicillium vulpinum, 1530 nucleotides. RefSeq names its product Thiolase. The transcript has 8 exons. Lineage: Eukaryota; Fungi; Ascomycota; Eurotiomycetes; Eurotiales; Aspergillaceae. Gene Ontology annotation, molecular function: acyltransferase activity. The record is from RefSeq and is a predicted model, not a curated record. The coding region runs from base 1 to 1530 and encodes 509 amino acids.